AUGGCGAUAUUCGAAUCCAAAAGCGACGUCGAGUCGAACGGCGAGAAGAAGGAUGUGUCUCGCGGCUACGUAGGGGCGGCCGGCGUUCACCAAGAGGACUUCGCGGCGGGAACCAGCACGUAUGCGAAACUCCAGAGGUUAGCGGGCAAAUUCGGCGUCGAACAGCGAGGCAUUGAGAGGGUUCCGGAAGACGAGCGGAUAAACGACACCAUCGCCAACGUCGGGACGCUGUGGUGCAGCGCGAACAUGGUUGUGUCUAGUUUCGCCAUCGGCGUCCUCGCCAUCCCGGUAUUCAACCUCGGCUUCCUCGAUACAGCUCUGACGAUCAUCUUCAUCAACGCUCUCGGCAUCAUGCCCGUGUGCUUCUUCUCGACUUUCGGUCCCAAGUUCGGUCUCCGGCAGAUGGUUCUCUCUCGCUAUUGGUAUGGGUACUAUGCGGUUAAACUGAUUGCCGUCUUCAACAUCCUCGCAUGUCUGGGUUGGUCUUCAGUCAACACCAUCGUCGGCGCUCAACUCUUCCAUGCCGUGAACAACGAUAUGCCAGGAUGGGCCGGCAUUCUUGUCAUCGCCAUAGCGACUCUGAUUAUCUGCACCUUUGGUUACCGGAUCGUUCAUACUUACGAGCGGUUUUCUUGGAUUCCAUGCUUCAUCAUCUUCCUCAUCGUCCUCGGCGUCUUCGCUCACUCGGGCAAGUUCAACAACAUGCUACCGCUGAACUCGGGCCCUUCCGAGGCGGGCUCUGUCCUCAGCUUUGCUGCGAGUGUAUUCGGCUUCGCCACUGGAUGGACGUCUUACGCCGCAGACUACACCUGCUACUACCCGGCCUCCACCCCGCGCCUGCGCGUGUUCCUCGUCACCUUCACCGGCCUCUUCUUCACCCUCUGCUUCACCGAGCUCCUCGGCGCCGCCGUCAUGACCGCCAGCGUCCAGGACCCGGUCUUCAGCGAGGCCUACUCCGCCUCGGGCAUCGGCGGCCUCCUCGCGGCCGUCCUCGUCCCCCGCCUCGGUGGCUUCGGCCAGUUCUGCCUCGUCGUCCUCGCCCUCUCCAUCAUCGCCAACAACUGCCCCAACAUCUACUCCGUCUCCCUCUCCCUCCAGGUCCUCUCCCGCCACACCGCCCGCGUCCCCCGCUGGGUCUGGGUCUUCGCCGGCACCGCCGUCUACAUCGCCAUCAGCGUCCCCGGCUACGACCGCUUCGAGGCCUGGCUCGAGAACUUCAUGCUCAUCAUCGCCUACUGGCUCGCCAUCUACGAGGGCGUCAGCGUCACCGACCACGUCCUCUUCAAGCGCGGCAUCGCCGGCUACGACAUCGACGACUACGACGUCCCCUCCCGCCUCCCGCCCGGCUUCGCCGCCAUCACCGCCUUCCUCAUGGGUGUCAUGGGCGCCGUCCUCGGCAUGUCGCAGACCUGGUUCACGGGGCCCAUCGGAAAGCUUGCUGGCGGCGCGCUCGGCGGCGACAUCGGGUUCGAGCUCGCCUUCUUGUUUGCGUCUGUUUCCUACGCUAUUCUGCGUACGGUUGAGAGGCGGAUUUUCAAGAGGUAG
Molecule: messenger RNA, 1545 nt
Organism: Colletotrichum karsti
Lineage: Eukaryota; Fungi; Ascomycota; Sordariomycetes; Glomerellales; Glomerellaceae
Product: NCS1 nucleoside transporter
Exons: 4
Coding region: 1-1545 (514 amino acids)
Biological process (GO): transmembrane transport
Cellular component (GO): fungal-type vacuole membrane; plasma membrane
Molecular function (GO): transmembrane transporter activity
Source: RefSeq, a predicted model, not a curated record